Messenger RNA from Macadamia integrifolia, 972 nucleotides. RefSeq lists its product as uncharacterized. The coding region runs from base 1 to 972 and encodes 323 amino acids. The record is from RefSeq and is a predicted model, not a curated record. The transcript is spliced from 3 exons. NCBI's taxonomy places the organism in Eukaryota, Viridiplantae, Streptophyta, Magnoliopsida, Proteales, Proteaceae.
AUGACGCCAAGUCUUCAGUCUGGAUGCAUCACUAUAAACCACCAUUCCCGAUGUGCCAUCCAGAAUAUGUAUGGAGGGGUUACUUGCCUCAAGUAUCAUUUAGCUAAGGUUAGUGGUCAUGAUGUUGCACCUUGUGAGAAAGUAUUUGAUGAUGUUCAAGCAGAAGCUCUUCUUGCUAUUAAUUCUGAAUCAAGUAGUAAAAAGCGUAAGAGUUGUACUAGUGGUGAGAGUAUAAUUGGUUCCUCUCAUUUGACUUCUUUAACUAUAACUAGUCAAAGGCAAUCCACAAUGAAGGAAAUAAUCCCUAAGAUGGACAAACCAACUUGGGAGAAAUGUUUGCAUGACUUAAUUAUUAAAAAUAACAUUUCUUUCAAUGUUGUUCAAUCGGAUGCUUUUAUCAAGUUUGUGAAGUGCAUAGCCUGUUAUGGUCUUAGUGUUCCUAUUCCAAGUUAUGAAACCCUUCGUGGAAGAAUAAUCCCUGAAGGAAGAAAGGACCUUGAAAAAUAUGCUGAAGAAGUAAAAUUUUCUUGGAAACAAACUGGUUGCACAAUUAUGUCUGAUUCAUGGACUGACUUGAAGAAGCAGCUUUUCUUAACAGAGAUUCAAAGUGUUGGCCAAAAUUUAGUGGUUCAGAUAAUUUCAGACAAUGCAUCCAAUUAUUCCAGUGCACUUGAUAUGCUUAUUCGUUGGUUGUUUAAGACUCGAUGUGCAGCCCAUGGUAUCAAUCUAAUGUUGAAGGACAUCUAUGAAAUGGUUUUUUGGGUUCAAGAAAUUUUUGAUGAGGCAAAAAGAAAUAUUGACUACUUGUACAAGUCAAUAAUUGUCUUACAAUUGAUGAGGAGUUUCACAAACAAAGAUCUAAAAUAUCCUUGCAAAACUAGAUUUGCAUCAAACUUUUUAAUACUUCAGUCAAUUGUUGAAGUGGAAGAGAAGCUUAGACUCCUAGUUGCAUCAGCUGAUGGAGGAGUCUAA